Microthlaspi erraticum is the source of this 1140-nucleotide messenger RNA. Lineage: Eukaryota; Viridiplantae; Streptophyta; Magnoliopsida; Brassicales; Brassicaceae. The record is from the annotation of a GenBank genome assembly.
AUGACGACGACGGUGAUGGAUUCCAUCCCAACUGAUCUCUUUCUCGAUAUAUUCUCCAGAUUGCCUGUGAAGUCAGUCGCAAAGUGUCUUUUCGUGUCCAAGCAAUGGGCGUCCAUAAUCUGCCGUCCAGAUUUCACAGAGUUGUUCCUCACCAGGUCCAACACUCGUCCCCGUCUCUUAUUCGCCGUCAAAGAACUUUCAAUCAGCGAGUGGCACUUCUUCUCGUUGCCUCAACCUCAAAAUCCAUAUGAGAAGUCGUCUCUUGUAGUAUUCCACGAUUCUCAUAUCAAGUUCCCUAAAGGCAUGCGUCUAGAUUUUUGUGGUCAUGCCUCUGGUUUGAUCUAUUUCCAUGGUACCUCGGAAAGGGUUGAGGAUACGAUGCAUGUGAUGCAUAACCCUAGUACGGGACAAUAUGAGUUCUCACCUGAACUGAGAAAGGGCAGAGAUUCGCAAUGCUAUCUAGGGUUUGAUCCUAUUGACAACAUAAUCAAGGUAUUGUCUUUGAGUACUCGACCUUAUUGUGAUGAAGGGGAUGAACAAAGAAUUCUGACAUUAGGAACCGGAGAAACUAGUUGGAGGAAGAUACAAUGUCCAUUACAUCAUUGGCCUUCAAGGAACGAAGGGAUAUGCAUAAAUGGGGUUUUGUAUUACCCAGCUCGACUAGAUGAUACGUCUAGUGUGGUAGUUUGUUUUGAUGUUCGGACAGAGAAGUUCAAGUUCAUCGCUACUUCAGUAUUAUGUGAUGAUGAUAAAUUGAUAAACUUCAAGGGUAAAUUAUGUCGAGUUGAUUGUUACGGUAUUACUUCCUCUGACGGAAGCCGUUCCUUUGUGAUGUGUAUGUCAGUUCUAGAGGAUGUCGAGAAAGAGGAAUGGUCGGAAUAUACCUACUGGUUGGAAGAUGAUGAAUUGGUUCGUCACUGCAUUCAUGUUUCAGUCGAUGGAGUGACAGCCACCGGUGAUAUUGUUUUGUCAAUGGGCUCUUAUACAUCUAGACCAUUUUGUGUUUUCUACUUCAGCCCUGAAAGCAACACUCUCCAAAGAGUUGAGAUUCAAGGUUUUGGAGGUAUGUUUAACAUUCAUACACAUAGAGUUGAAGUCAUCGUAGACCAUAUAGAGGAUUUGAAGUUUAAUAUUAUAUGA